GGAAGAGAGAGGACCCAAAGUAUCCAUGGCUUCUAUGUCUUAAACUUUGUCUACUCAAUGAGCUUCAGACAUGUCUUGGACAAAGCCCAUGUCCUCCCUCCUAUGCACCAUCCUCUCCCUUGUUCUUAUCCUUGAAGCUUUCACAACUAGCCAUGGCGAGUUCGUCUACCAUGGCUUUUCUGGUGUUAACCUCACCCUUGAUGGAAAUGCCAUGGUCACACCAGACGGCAUCCUUGAGCUCACCAAUGACACAAUUAAUCUAGGACACGCAUUUUAUCCAACUCCACAAAACUUCCGUAAAUUUUCCAACAGCACAGUGCAAUCAUUCUCACUCAGCUUUGUGUUUGCAAUCCUCUCAGUGCAUGAUGAUAUAAGUGCAGAUGGCAUGGCCUUCUUUGUUGCUCCAAGCAAGAACCUUUCCAAUACAUGGGCACAGUAUAUAGGUCUCCUCAAUAGUAGGAACGAUGGCAACAGAAGCAAUCACAUGUUCGCGGUCGAGCUUGAUACUACCCAAAAUGAUGAGUUCAAAGACAUCGACAACAACCACGUUGGAAUCAACAUCAACAGCCUCAUCUCUUUGCAAGCUCACCACACUGGAUACUAUGAUGAUAAGAGUGGUUUCUUCAACAACUUGACUCUGAUCAGUGGCAAGGCCAUGCAGGUAUGGGCUGACUAUGAUGGAGAGUCUGCACAAAUCAACGUUACCUUGGCUCAUCUUGGAGCACCCAAAUCUGUAAGACCACUGCUUUCAUCUUCCUAUAACUUCUCAGAUGUUCUUAGAGAUCAAUCAUACAUCGGUUUCUCAGCCACAACAGGUGCGAUUAGCACAAGACAUUGCGUACUUGGCUGGAGUUUUGCUAUGAAUAGUCCUGCUCCAGCUAUAGACAUCUCCAGACUCCCAAAGCUACCACGCCUUGGCCCAAAGCCUCGUUCCAAGACCUUAGAUAUCACCCUGCCUAUAGCCACAGCAAUAUUUGUCCUUGCUGCUGGUACCGUUGUUGUUUUACUUGUUCGUAGAAGAUUGAGAUAUAUGGAGCUACAGGAAGAUUGGGAGGUUGAUUUUGGGCCACAUCGAUUCUCCUUCAAAGACAUGUACCAUGCUACGGAAGGGUUUAAUAAAAAUAACUUACUAGGAGUAGGUGGGUUUGGCAAAGUUUAUAAAGGCGUUCUUCAGAAGUCUAAAGUUCCAGUAGCUAUUAAGAGGGUGUCCCACGAGUCUACACAAGGGAUGAAAAAGUUCAUUGCUGAGGUUGUCAGUAUUGGUAAGCUCAGACACCGCAACCUAGUGCCUCUACUUGGUUAUUGUCGGCGAAAAGGUCAACUCCUUCUAGUAUAUGACUAUAUGUCAAAUGGCAGCCUUAAUAAGUAUUUGUAUCCUGAAGAUGGAAAACCAUCAUUGAAUUGGGCUGAGAGGUUUCAUGUCAUCAAGGGUGUCGCAUUUGGCUUGCUCUAUCUCCAUGAGAAGUGGGAAAAGGUUGUCAUACACCGAGAUAUUAAACCAAGUAAUGUUCUUCUAGAUAGUGAAAUGAAUGGAAAAUUAGGUGACUUUGGUCUUUCAAGGUUAUAUGACCAUGGGACUGAUCCACAAACCACUCACAUGGUUGGAACCAUGGGGUACUUAGCUCCAGAAUUGGUACGCACAGGGAGAGCAUCCACUUCUACAGAUGUCUUUGCAUUUGGCAUAUUUCUUCUUGAGGUCACCUGUGGGCAAAGACCUAUUAAGAAAGACUCACAGGGAAACCAGCAUAGUUUGUUCGAUUGGGUUCUUCAGUUUCUGCAUAAUAGCUCACUAAUCGAGGCCAUGGACAGUAGACUCCAAGCUGAUUUUAAUAUCGAUGAGGUUUGUCUUGUCCUAAAGCUAGGUCUUCUAUGCUCACACCCAUUUACUAAUGCAAGACCUAGCAUGCAGCAAGUCAUGGAGUACCUUGAAGGUGAUACACCAAUACCAGAGAUUUCAUCAAGGCAUUUUAGCUUUACUAUGCAGGCUUUGAUGCAGAGCAAAGGAUUUGAAUCACCAGACAUGUUAUGCCCACAGUUUACGAGUAUUGGCACAUUCUCUGAACUGUCAGGGGGAAGAUGAUAUACUAGAAGCUAUGCAGAACUAAGAACAUCAGAAAAUCAUAUUAGGAUAUACAUGUACAUUUUUCUCAACCAGAAAUCUGUAAACCGGAGAACAGUUUGUAGUGACAUAAAAAUAGCAACAAAUGCUAUGUAAAAUGUUUUCACGUUUCUUUUUCUAGAACUUCUUAUGAAAAAACGAAGUGUAUUUACUGUUUGUUUUUGUUAAGAUUGGCUAGAAAGCUGCCUCACUUCAUUAGUUCAUUGUACUGAAUAGAUCUCUGGAGGACUGAAAUAUAUGCAAAGAUUCAAGAAUUUUAGGUUAA
Messenger RNA from Oryza sativa Japonica Group (Japanese rice), 2384 nucleotides. NCBI's taxonomy places the organism in Eukaryota, Viridiplantae, Streptophyta, Magnoliopsida, Poales, Poaceae. The record is from RefSeq and is a predicted model, not a curated record.